This is a messenger RNA of Penicillium waksmanii, 765 nucleotides long. RefSeq lists its product as uncharacterized. The transcript has a single exon. The record is from RefSeq and is a predicted model, not a curated record. Gene Ontology annotation, molecular function: IgE binding. Bases 1 to 765 code for a protein of 254 amino acids. Lineage: Eukaryota; Fungi; Ascomycota; Eurotiomycetes; Eurotiales; Aspergillaceae. Gene Ontology annotation, cellular component: extracellular region.
AUGCAGUUCACCAAGUCUCUUAUGCUGUUGGCAGCUCUCACUACCGGCUCCCUCGCUCGCCCUACCGAGGGUCACGCUCGCCGCCAGACUUCCACCUCCAGUGCCUCUUCCGACUGGACCAGCACCCCGUCAAGCGGUUCCUACUCGACUUCGGGCUUUGGCGCAGUCACCACUGCCUCCGGUAACGGCAUUACCUACUCCGGCAACGUCGGCAACCCAUACGGCAGCAAUAUCAUCGAGGUCUCCGAUUCGGACGCCAGCCAGUACCAGUACGUCGUUCAAUUCACCGGCUCCAACACCGAUGACUGGACCGUCGCCAUCUGGAACAAGUACGGCUCGGACGGCUCCAUGGACGGCUGGUACGGCAACGCGGUGAAGACCUUCACCCUCGCCGCCGGCGCCACUACGUACAUCGCUUUCGACCAGGACUCUCAGGGUGGCUGGGCCGCUGCUGAGGGAUCUACCAUCCCCACUGACUCCAACGGUGGCUACGCCUCCACCUGGGGUGAAUUCGACUUUGGCUCUUCCGGCAACUCGGCCUGGUCCGGCUUUGACGUCUCUGCCAUCGCCGCCCAGAACGCCGGCCUGUCUGUCCAGGGUAUGAAGAUCUGCGAUGCCCUUGGCUCCACUUGCUCGUCUAUCACUGCCGAUGCUGCCACCGUCGAAAAUGCCUACACUACCGCCGAGACUGAUAUUGGUGGAAUCGGUGGCAACCUGUCUGGUGGCGCUGUCCGCCUGGCUGCUACCCUCGACUACAGCAGCUAA